Molecule: messenger RNA, 519 nt
Organism: Rhipicephalus sanguineus (brown dog tick)
Lineage: Eukaryota; Metazoa; Arthropoda; Arachnida; Ixodida; Ixodidae
Exons: 2
Coding region: 1-441 (146 amino acids)
Source: RefSeq, a predicted model, not a curated record
AUGGCGACAAGGGUGGAGAACGCCUUCGAUUCAGGUGGCACUGCAUACCUGCCACCCGUCGCAAGUCUGCCUGUCGUAAGGCUACUGCAGCCAAUGAUCGAUGACCGAAGUGAAGCGGACAUUGAUUGCCAAGAUCCUUUCCAGCCACCAACAGGCACAGGUGCCAAUGAGGAGACUGGACCGCCUUCCGUAGCGCAGCCAGAGGCUGAAGAAAACACCGCUGCGCCAAGCUGCACAAACAGCCCCCAAGUCGCCACAGGUUCUGCAGGCUCUACUUCUGCGGCAACUCGGAUGGCCGUCUUGGAGAAGACGCUGGCCGCUGAAAAUGAAGUUCGUGCGGAGCUACUUCAAGAAGAGCACCGAAUUCGCGUCCGCAUACUGCAGGAGGACCACGACGACGAGAUCCUGGAACGGGCAAACAAGAGAAAACUUGAAAAUUAAAUGCGAGAGCUCGAGCUAUUAAAACAAAAGAACGAGCUCGAGAAACAAAAGCUACAGGUUGAAGUGCUACAAAUUGAA